AUGACGAAGGCUGUUGCCAAGACUGUCUCAUCUGGUAGCCUAUGGUACGGCCCGGAUCGAGUCAAGUACUUGGGUCCAUUCUCUGGUGAGGCCCCAUCGUACCGCACUGGCGAAUUUCCCGGUGACUAUGGCUGCGACACUGCUGGACUAUCGGCUGACCCAGAAACCUUUGCCAAGAACCGGGAGCUCGAGGUGAUUCACUGCAGAUGGGCCAUGCUUAGCGCUCUUGGGUGUGUCUUCCCCGAGCUCUUGGCCCGCAACGGUGUCAAGUUCGAAGAGGCCGUGUGGUUCAAGGCUGGAGCCCAAAUCUUCAGCGAGGGUGGCCUUGACUACUUGGGAAACUCCAGCUUGAUCCAUGCCCAAAGCAUUUUGGCCCUUUGGGCUUGCCAAGUUAUCUUGAUGGGUGCUGUUGAGGGCUACCGGAUUGCUGGUGGGCCGCUUGGAGAAGUCACCGACCCACUCUACCCUGGAGGAAGCUUCGAUCCAUUAGGCCUUGCUGAUGAUCCAGAGGAUUUUGCUGAGCUCAAGGUGAAGGAAAUUAAGAACGGGAGACUUGCCAUGUUUUCCUUGUUUGGGUUCUUCUUUCAAGCCAUUGUGACUGGAUAGGGCCCAUUGGAGAACUUGCCUGACCACCUUGCUGACCCAGUUAACAACAAUGCAUGGGCUUUUGCCACAAACUUUGU
This is a messenger RNA of Rhododendron vialii, 683 nucleotides long. Its product is annotated as chlorophyll a-b binding protein 7, chloroplastic. Gene Ontology annotation, cellular component: plastoglobule; chloroplast thylakoid membrane; chloroplast envelope. Gene Ontology annotation, biological process: response to light stimulus; photosynthesis, light harvesting in photosystem I. The record is from RefSeq and is a predicted model, not a curated record. The coding region runs from base 1 to 606 and encodes 201 amino acids. The transcript has a single exon. Lineage: Eukaryota; Viridiplantae; Streptophyta; Magnoliopsida; Ericales; Ericaceae.